Messenger RNA from Arachis ipaensis, 1798 nucleotides. Its product is annotated as B-type cell cycle switch protein ccs52A. NCBI's taxonomy places the organism in Eukaryota, Viridiplantae, Streptophyta, Magnoliopsida, Fabales, Fabaceae. Gene Ontology annotation, biological process: anaphase-promoting complex-dependent catabolic process; positive regulation of anaphase-promoting complex-dependent catabolic process; positive regulation of ubiquitin protein ligase activity. Gene Ontology annotation, cellular component: anaphase-promoting complex. Gene Ontology annotation, molecular function: anaphase-promoting complex binding; ubiquitin ligase activator activity; protein binding. The record is from RefSeq and is a predicted model, not a curated record.
CGGUAUCUCCGCCACCGGCUUCUUCUCUAACCUUUAACAAGUGCCACGUGGACAGAAUGAUCAACUCCUCACACUACUGCUCACCUUCUAGAACCAUCUACUCCGACAGGUUCAUACCGAGCAGAUCUGCCUCCAAGUUCGCCUUAUUCGACAUACCUGCUUCGCCGACCUCCGCCGCCUCGGGAGUUUCACCGCCGGCGGCUGACGGCAGGGAGGAUAGCUCCAGUGCUUACACCAUGCUGUUGAAGACUGCCUUGUUCGGACCCGACGCCGCCGGAGUUCCGGUACCGGUGACACCAGAGAAGAGGAGCUCGUCGGCCUCCGUGAUGACGAUUUCAAGCCGGAACAUAUUCCGGUACAAGACGGAGACUCGGCAGUCCUUCCAUUCGCUUUCGCCGUUCAUGUGCGACGAUGCGGUCCCCGGCGUUAAUCACAGCCCUGUCAAGGCUCCUAGGAAGGUUCCUCGGUCGCCGUAUAAGGUUCUAGACGCGCCUGCGCUGCAAGACGAUUUUUAUCUGAAUCUGGUGGAUUGGUCUUCGCACAACGUGCUGGCGGUUGGUCUUGGUAACUGUGUUUAUUUGUGGAAUGCGUGUAGCAGCAAGGUAACUAAAUUAUGUGAUUUGGGGAUUGACGACUGCGUUUGUUCAGUUGGCUGGGCUCAACGGGGUACCCACCUUGCUGUUGGAACUAGCAAUGGAAAAGUUCAGAUUUGGGAUGCAGCUCGAUGUAAGAAGAUAAGAUCGAUGGAGGGUCAUCGUUUACGUGUUGGAGCCUUGGCCUGGAGUUCUUCUCUUUUGUCCUCAGGUGGCCGGGAUAAGAAUAUAUAUCAACGAGAUAUAAGAGCACAGGAAGAUUUUGUCAGUAAACUUUCGGGGCACAAAUCAGAGGUUUGUGGACUGAAGUGGUCAUAUGAUAACCGUGAGUUAGCAUCUGGAGGAAAUGACAACAGACUGUUUGUUUGGAAUCAACAUUCAACCCAGCCUGUCCUUAAGUAUUGUGAGCAUACAGCAGCUGUUAAAGCGAUUGCAUGGUCUCCUCAUAUUCAUGGACUUCUUGCAUCAGGAGGAGGAACUGCAGAUCGAUGUAUUCGAUUCUGGAAUACAACCACAAACUCACACUUAAGUUGUAUGGACACUGGAAGUCAGGUUUGUAAUCUUGUUUGGUCAAAAAAUGUCAAUGAAUUGGUAAGCACACAUGGAUACUCCCAGAAUCAGAUAAUAGUUUGGAGAUACCCGACCAUGUCGAAGUUAGCAACUCUUACAGGUCAUACAUAUAGAGUUCUUUAUCUUGCCAUCUCUCCAGAUGGGCAGACUAUUGUAACUGGAGCUGGAGAUGAAACACUUAGAUUUUGGAAUGUAUUUCCUUCCCCUAAAUCACAGAAUACUGAGAGUGAAAUUGGAGCUUCAUCUCUCGGAAGAACAAUUAUAAGGUGAUUGCACCUGCCGUUUUGACCUAUUUAUGUUACAUUUUUUGAUUGUUGUGAGAAAGCAAGCUUAGAAGAGAACAGCAUUCUGGAAAAACUUCGCGUGUGAAGAAAACAGAGCAGAUUUAUACUUAUCAGAAAGGUGGUAUGGCUGCUGAAUGCUGAUGGUGUGAUAUCCCUGCCUUUCAUGCGAAGUCCCAUUUUAUUUUAAAAAGAAGAAAAUAAAAGGAGUCAUUUUCUUGACUUAGAUUUAUAAAUGUGCUAAGGGGAUUGUAACGGCCUUUGUAUAUAACUAUUCUUUCUCAGGAGAGGUGUAACGACAAUUUUUUUCCCCUAAUGCAAUUAUUUUUAUUGUUUUAGAAAGUUAUUUUGAAA